Messenger RNA from Pundamilia nyererei, 8137 nucleotides. Its product is annotated as voltage-dependent calcium channel subunit alpha-2/delta-2-like. The transcript has 38 exons. The coding region runs from base 355 to 3669 and encodes 1104 amino acids. Gene Ontology annotation, molecular function: voltage-gated calcium channel activity. Gene Ontology annotation, cellular component: voltage-gated calcium channel complex. NCBI's taxonomy places the organism in Eukaryota, Metazoa, Chordata, Actinopteri, Cichliformes, Cichlidae. The record is from RefSeq and is a predicted model, not a curated record.
AGCGCGCACGGAUCCACGGGCUGCUGAUGAGAGAGAGAGAAAGAGAGAGCGGGCGUGGACGCGCCGGCCUGUGUGUGAUUGUGGUGUUAGUGCUCGUGGUGGUGUGUAUGUGUGUGGGAGCAGGAGGGGAGACUCUGCAGUGUCUUGGCAGCUGCAUUAGUGCAUCUCCCACCGUCCGCGAUGCCUUCACGGCCAAUGCCUGCCUCCUCCGCGUCCACUUGACGAGAGAAACCGAGAUGAAGUCGUCGGGAAACUGAGCCUGACGUUCACACAUUGCUCGCUGUAUGCCCCGGAGACAGUCCGGAGCGCUUCAUUCACGCAACGAGAGCCCGUGACGAGAAUUUUUAAUGGAAAAUGGCGAUAGGCGAAAGGUCUUGCAGCAUCGUCUGCUUGCUAUCUAUCCAGAUUAUCUUCAUUUUCAGCGCAUCGUGGCCUGGAGCGCAGGGUCUCUUCCCCCAGCAAUACACGAUGAUGCACUGGGCCAGGCGUAUCGAGCAGGAGAUUGACAGAGUCUUUCAGCACAUCACUGGAGCUCAGCAGUUGAAAGGGAUAUACAAUGAAGAAAGGCGUCGGUUUAGUCUGGUGAAGAAUCAGCCUCGCAAGAUUGUUGAAAAAGUGGCCUCGGAUAUUGAGAAACUUCUGGCUAAAAAGCGCAAAGCACUUGAUAGGUUAGCCAGUGAAGCAGAGCGGCUCCAGCGGGAGCAUCUGUGGCAGGAUGAAAUCAAGGAGCUGGACAUGGCUUAUUAUGAUUCCAAGGCAGAGCUGGAUUAUUAUUCCAUGGAUGGAGAAGGAGAGGUGGAAAAUCCCUCUCACAUCAAGCUGGAGUUUGUGUAUGACCCAAACUUCAAGAAUAAUGUCAACUAUUCCUACACAGCUGUUCAGAUUCCCACGGAUAUUUAUAAAGGAGCUCCCGUCAUUCUAAACGAACUGAACUGGACGCAAGCGUUGGAGAAAGUCUUCAUGGAGAAUAGUCGAGAGGAUCCGUCACUGCUGUGGCAAGCAUUUGGGAGCGCGACAGGAGUCACUCGCUAUUAUCCAGCAACACCCUGGAAAGCUCCUGAUAAAAUUGACCUGUAUGAUGUCAGGAGGAGGCCCUGGUACAUCCAGGGUGCCUCAUCCCCCAAAGACAUGGUCAUCCUUGUUGACGUGAGUGGCAGUGUCAGUGGACUCACCCUGAAACUGAUCAAAGCGUCAGUGAUGGAAAUGCUGGACACUUUAUCCGACGAUGACUACGUCAAUGUGGCCAGGUUUAAUGAGAAGGCUGUGGCUGUGGUCCCUUGCUUUAGCCAUCUAGUCCAGGCUAAUGUGCGCAACAAAAAGAUUUUCAAGGAUGCAGUGCAGCAGAUGCAGGCUAAAGGCACCACUGACUACAAGUCUGGAUUUCACUUUGCCUUCAAUCAGCUAUUAAAUAAAACAAAUGUCCCCCGGGCUAACUGCAAUAAAAUAAUCAUGCUGUUUACUGACGGAGGAGAGGACCGAGCUCAGGAUGUUUUCAUGCAAUACAACUGGCCCAACAAAACGGUUCGAGUAUUUACCUUUUCUGUGGGCCAGCAUAACUAUGAUGUCACACCCUUACAGUGGAUUGCGUGCACCAAUAAAGGUUACUAUUUCGAGAUCCGUUCCAUCUGCGCUAUAAGGAUUAACACCCAGGAGUACCUUGACGUGCUGGGACGCCCCAUGGUUCUGGCAGGCAGCGAAGCCAAGCAGGUUCAGUGGACCAAUGUGUAUCAGGAUGCUCUGGGUCUUGGCAUGGUAGUAACUGGGACUUUGCCUGUUUUUAAUCUCACCAUGGACGGAAACUCACAGAAUCAGCUGAUUUUAGGUGUCAUGGGAGUCGACGUGCAUCUUGAUGAGAUAAAGCGACUCACACCGCGGUACAAUCUCGGGGCCAACGGAUACAUAUUUGCCAUCGAUCCAAACGGAUACCUGCUCCUUCAUCCUAAUCUCCAGCCAAAGCUUGUGAAUCUGCCAGAACCUGUGACGCUGGACUUUCUGGACGCAGAGUUGGAGGACAGCAAUAAAGAGGAGAUCCGCCGACAGAUGAUCGAUGGAAGACCAGGUGAAAUGCAGAUCAAAACUCUGGUACUGUCGAUUGACGAGCGCUACAUCGAUGAGGUCUACAGGGGUUACACCUGGACUCCUAUCAAUGGAACAGACUACAGUCUCGGUCUGGUAUUACCAUCCUACAAUGAGUACUACAUCAAGGCAGAUCUGAGCGAUGUGAUGCUGCAGCUCCAGUAUAUGCAGUCUUUGCUGCCCAGCUCCUUUGAAUCAUCAGGGCACGUGUUUCUAGCUCCAAGGGAAUACUGCAAGCGUCUGCAGCUUUCUGACAACAACACCCAGUUCUUGCAGAACUUUCUGUCUCUCAUGCUUGACCUCUCCCCUGAAUCUGAUGAGUGUGACCAUGGCCUGAUCCACAACCUGAUUUUUGAUUCUAGGAUCAUCGGGCAGCUUGCUUCUCGUGUAUGGAAGAACAAGGACCUCAAUUCGUAUGGCUUCCUAGCUGUAUUUGCAUCCACAGACGGAGGAAUAACACGAGUUUUUCCCAACAUAGCUGCCGAGUUGUGGGAUGAGGACCCUGAACCCUUCAAUUCAAAUUUCUACAGACGGAGCCUCGACAACAAAGGCUACAUGUUCAGAUCUACACUCAGAUCCUCUUUGGAUGACCCCAUUGCAGCAGAAAAUGGGACGAGUGAAAUUGUGGUUAGUUCAGCUGUGGAGGUUAAUUUAGCAGGAAAACUGCUCAGACCUGCAGUGGUUGGUGGGAAGCUGGACUUGGAAGCUUGGGUGGAUAAGUUCAAAAUCCUGGCCAGCAACAUGUCAGACGGCCGGCAGGGGUCACACAAGUGUGGACCUCUGAGAAGUUGCGAGAUGGAUUGCGAGAUGGACACAAAUGAACUCGGCUGCUAUCUCAUUGAUGAUGGUGGGUUCCUGGUUAUGUCCAAUCAGGCAGAUCACUUCCAAAAGAUUGGUCUUUUCUUUGGCGAUGUGGACGCUCCCCUGAUGUAUGCCCUCUACAACAAUUCGAUCUUCACUCGACGGCAGUCUUUCCAGUACCAGUCUGCAUGUGAGCCGGUCAGCAGCAGCCACACCGGCGCAGCACCGAGAGGUGUUUUUGUGCCGUCCAUUGCUGAUGUUUUGAGCUUGGCAUGGUGGACAUCAACAAUGGCAUGGUCUGUGUUUCAGCAGCUUCUUUAUGGACUGGCCUAUAACAGCUGGCUCUAUCAAGCUGAUGUCCUCAUCGAAGGCUUUGAGACUAAAGAAAGCAGCUGUGUGACCAUCCAAAGCCAGUUCUACUUCACAAACACCACAAACUCCUACAAUAUGCUGCAGGACUGUGGAAACUGCUCCAGACUGUUCCAUGCAAAGAGGAUCGAAAACACAAACCUGCUUUUUGUGGUCGCCGAGAAACUGCUCUGCCAGUCGUGUGAGAUUGAGACACUGACCCAGGUCAGAACAGAGUUUCAGGAGGAAAAUCCGUGUGAAGUAUUGAACAAUACACGAUAUCGUAAAGGCCCGACUUCCUGCUUUGACUACAGUGCCUUAGAAAACACGUCAGAGUGUGGACGAGGUCAUUCCCUGCAGUCCUCCAUAGGAGUCCUCCUCUUCAUUCAGCUCACUCUGCCUCUCUUUCAUCUCUCACACAUGCAAACGCUCUGGCAUUUUUGAUCUCUGUAGGUUAAGGCUCGGAUCUACUGAAGAGUAGAUCAAACAGCAACUGUAAAAUUCUUCUUUUCUGAACUACAAACAGCUCACAGAGAACAGUGCUUGGAAAGAAACCCCUGGAUCAGCUCAUAGUGUCUUUUGCCUUAUUGCUAAUGCAUUUCUUGGUGUUUCGGGGCUUGAGUGCAAAACAUAUGAUUAUAAUGCGUUGCGUGUGCAUGCUAUUUAAACUGAGACAGCAUCUUUACAUUUUUAUUUAUUUAUUGCAUAAAGGCUUAGCCACGGCAAAAAGUCAGGGAGACGACCAAAGCCACCCAGCAGUAGAAGAUUGUUGAUCACGUUUGUUUGACUGUGUUUCACUGUCUAGAAUCUAAUGUGGCAGCAGAACAGUGUAUCAUAUUAUUACAUUACUCCCUGAACUUCCUAGAUGUGGUUAAACACAGUUACUUCAUGAUUUAGCUUUUUCACAUAGGGCCACCUAGGUUUCUAUAGCUUUUUUUUUUUUUGCUUAAUAAAUGCAAUUAUAAUUUAUAAAGUGCAUCUGUAUUUACUUGGGUUAUCUUUGAGAAAGGACUCAGGAAAGGAGGAAAAUACUUUUUCACAGCACUGUACAGUUUAUGCUAGCUCGUAGCCUUCGUCCUCCCGGCCUUUGCAAGUGUAGAGCUGUGUAUAUAUAUAUAUAUAUAUAUAUAUUAUAUAUAUAUAGCUGUAUAUAAAACCCAUGGGAUACCUUUGAGAUGCAUGGUAUAUUUUGAAUUCUAGUAAAGUACAAGAAACCUAACACUGUAUUUACAGGUAGUGUAAAAUACGUAAUUAUUACUUUCUACCACUGAACGUACGAGGCUGUACGCACCAUCACCUUUUAUUCUGAGGAGCUCUGAGUGGCUUAACAGACGAGUAACAGUUAAAUAAGGACAGUACCAAGAGUUUUUAGAGCUUUCAGUACUUAACGUUACUGAUCAGCUGAAUAUAUUAAAAUGUAUAUGACUUUUCAACCAUACAGUGUCACAGUGUUGUUAACGGUUCAGAUAAAGGGCAAACUAACAUAUUUAAUGGCGUAUAGAUGGAGAUCAAUCACUGCCUUGAAAAUUUUAAUGAAAAAGCUGAAUCUGCUGCUGGGUGACUUGAAGACUCCCACCUGUAGGCUGCUCAGAUGUUAUUUGUGGCACCCAUGCUGUUGUUGGCUUGAAAUGAAUCCCUUGCACCUGUUUGUAUUUGCUCGUUCGGUCCCAGCAGAUGUCUUUGCACAUACAGAUCAGGAGGCGCUGCACUUACAACUGUUUUUCACACGACGGUAGAUCUGGGCCUUCAACCCACAUUCACUUCAGUGUCUUUUGAUCCAGUUCUGAUCUUUGCCGAGCCAGUUUUAGUACUAAAAAUUGGGUCAUGCAUGACAGGACCCCAAAAGACUUCUCUGUCAAGUAUCCUUGCCCUCUAAUGUCAUUAGAUUUAGGCACACGUCUGACAGGAUUUAGAUAAAAAUAUCAUUUUUUCCCAUAAGAUAUUUUUUUUCAAAACUAAAUGAGAACAGAGAUGUGAAAAGCCAGCGUGACACAUCAACAAAGAAGCAUCUGUGUGGUUUGCUUGUUUGACUGAAUCGUUAAAGCUGAGGUUUGCUUUUUUUCUCCGAACGCCUCCACAGAUGCUCGGUAUGAUCUUGAAGUGCUUCCAGUCAAGUAAGAUGUCGUCAGAUGAUGUGAAAUGAAACAACACAAACUAAAUUGUCAAACAGUAACUGACUUUGUGAGCUAUUAGUGCAUCCUUUGUGGACUCCAAUAUUUAAGUGCUGUGAUCAUCGGAUACUUGCAGUGUAACGUGCAGUGUUAACAGCGUAGUCUAUUAGCACAAGCCUCGCAGAAGUCAGCAUAUUGCCAACAUGUUUUUAAACAUACACGUCAGUUAGUUGAUUGAUGGGAAGUCCUUUGUCCCUUUUUCUUGUAUUGCCAAUGUUUGUCAAGUCUGAAUUUAUGCACUUAUGUAUGCUUCUGUAUGGGGAAUGUAGCUUCUGAAAAACUUUCAGUGUUAUGAAUAUGUUCUUCUGCGCUUUCUGACCUUCUGUCGAGAUACCCCUGACGUGUCGCUGAUCACUGAAUGACUUACUGCAGCAGAACAUUUCGGUGUUAUCAUGCACUAAGAUUUUUGACAACAAUAGCAAGAAAUGUAGCAGUUUUGUAAUUUUGACAGGUGUUUAUUACACUAAAGAUGUUUGGAAUCAUUUCUUGCAUUAGAUUAGAUAAAAAAAGAGAAAUUUCCUACUUCAGUUUAAAUCUAAUAUCUAUCAACAUAUUUGUUGUUCUUAAGUCGACUCUCAGUGUGUGCGCACAGGAGAUUUCAAGUUUGUUUUGCUGCAUAGUUGGCUUUCAAAUUAGUUUUGAUGUCAAAAUCUGUACUCUUGUUACACUCAGAUCAAAGGUAACUUCAUAGAAAAGCACCCCCCACCCUCUCUCCUCCCUUCAGCAGAUGAAUGAGGAAGCAACUUUCAGCUGUCAAACACUGCACAGUCACACUCUGCUUAGUGAAGCUCUAACAUCCCCCGGGUAGCACCAGUAGAAAGAACAUAUUUUGAUUUCUUUUGAAGAAAGUGAAAGACAGGAGCCUAAAACUGGUGCUACGUGUGAUUCAUGAGCGCUCGCUGCAUGCAUGAUUAAAUGAAGAAAUCCGUUUUUCCGCAGUGAUUCAUUCUUGUACGUCUUUUUCUGUAAUCAUUUGAUCUGGUUGCAGAGUUAAGGGGUAUUUUUUAAAAAUGUGUUGUUUUUUUUUUAAAUAAUAUUUGUAAAAAUGCAUUUUCUCUCUUCGUCUGCCUGGUGUUCCACCCCGCAGUGCCUUGUUGCACUCGUCAUUUUAGAUGUCAGGAACAUUCGCAUCAUAGAUGCGGAAAUUCACCGUGCAGGCCAUGUGAAAGACGCACUUGAAUUUCAAGGGUUGCCGUGGUUCAGCUUUGAGAGGACUUUCUGGUCAGGGAAUGUGAAAAAAACAAAAAUAUGCUCCCAUAGAACUUUUAAAGGAAAAUAUUUUUAAAGGAGCGCAGUCGUGAAAGUGCACAACAGAAGAGUCGGCCUCCUUUCCUGCCUUCUCAUGGACACGUUUGUCAAAUCUACACCAACAAACUGGGCCGCCCUUCUCGCCUGUGUCAUCUGAUCUCCAUACUGUGGUCCAGCCGGGCACAGACACUGUCCAUUUACAUGGAUUUCUACUGUGUCCCAUCUGCACCACACUAUAUUCUAUAUUUGAUGCCUGUUGGAAACUUUUCAGUUGUGACUGACUGAAAUGAGUGAAUGUUAAUGUACAGUAUACCUACUGUUGUGCAUCUCUGCUGUACCCAAGCAUGGUGGGGACCUGGAGAAGCAGAUUCAAGCUCAACAUUGGUUGAAAACCUCAAAAAAAAUUAAAUAAAAAAAAUGCUGCUUUCAAAAGAAGACCCAAAACAGGAAACAGCUGUUCCUCUGAGACCUGCAGUAUUUCCUUUAGGUCAUUUUGCGUCUUUGAAACAACACUGUUGUACUUUGAGGAAAGAACUUUUGUGGAACUCUUUGUACCCUACAGUACAAUAUAUUCCUGCUGUUGAGGUCAGUGUUGUAGUUUCGUUUUAAAUUUACUGGUAUUUAUUUGCAUGAUAUUUUGAAUUUGUACAUAGUCUGAUGGAUAUUUUACAUUCCUGUCUGCAUCUGGAUCUUCAGCUCUGUCGGGGACAGUGGUGCGAUUGUGCCCCAAUGUGGAUAUUUUGGGUAAAGUGGAGGUCGCUGAGCUCUUUGCUGCCUGUAAAGGAACGAAGCUGAAAGUUUGACUUCAGUGAAGCCUACAGUGACUUAGCGUUUGUAGUUUAAGCCUUUUGCAGGAAGUUAAAGCACAGAGCAGUUAAGAUUUAUGAGCAGCAUACUGCCUGGUUGAACUUUAUUUGUUUAUUCAGCAAAAACUGAUGUAAAAACACUGGAAGUGACUCGUGCAUUUAACGGCUGCAUAACAAAUAAGGCAGUGGCAUGUGUGGGGAUGCCCCUUUAUUAUUAGGCUUUGUUUAUGAAAUAUGUUUAAGUGUUAUUUGUUUAUUUCAAUGUAAAUUUAUUUGUUCAUUCGUUUGUUUAUUUGAGCAUCGUGAAUGAUAUUUGCGUUGAUGAGAAAGGAAGUGAAUAUGUUUGGAGGUUGCGCGGGCACAAGGUGCAGUUUACAAGACGACGAGCGAAAUAGGACAAAGUUAUCGUUAUAUCCCGUACGUCUGUGUCCUUUAAUUUGUCAAACAAGAAGAAUGUCCAUGUUUUUUGCUGUAACUUUGCUUUUCAUUUUGCCGACGUUGUUGUUUACUUGGGACAGUUUUCUCUCUUUGUGCCAGUCUCCUGCGCCACCUCAUUUUUGUACAGACAACGUGAAGCAGUCAGCAGAAGACGAAGGCUUAACUUUGUAAAGAUUUUGUCAGCCACAUUACAAAAUGGAUAUUUAAAUGUUUAUAUCUUUGGUGAUUAAAUGCUAUUGAUAUUUUUCA